AUGCAACAUUCUCACACACUUUUUCCCACCAUUCUCCUUCUCUUUUUCUUCUUUCCUUCAACACUCUCCGACCUCUCGUCGGAGCGCGCGGCGCUCCUCGCCCUGCGCUCCGCCGUGCGCGGCCGCACGCUUCUUUGGAACGCUGCCUUCUCCUCGCCCUGCGCCUGGCCCGGGGUCCAAUGCGACGCUGCCAACGUCACGGUGGUGGAGCUCCACCUCCCCGCCGUCGCUCUCUCCGGAGAGCUUCCCGCCGGCGUGUUCCCGGCGUUCCCCAACCUCCACACUCUGAGUCUUCGCGUGAACUCCCUCUCUGGCGCUCUCCCCGCCGACCUCGCCGCCUGCGCCGCCCUCCGGAACCUCUUCCUCCAGCAGAACCACUUCUCUGGCGAGGUGCCGGCGUUUCUUUCCGGUAUGACCGGCCUCGUCCGGCUCAAUUUGGCCUCCAACAACUUUUCCGGCCCAAUUCCGGCCCGGUUCGGGAAUCUCACCCGGUUGAGGACCCUUUUCCUUGAGAAUAACCGGCUCACUGGUUCGCUACCCGGUUUGGAAGAACUCGAUGAAUUGGCUCAGUUUAAUGUCUCUUACAACAUGUUAAACGGUUCUGUUCCUAAAAAGUUGCAAACUUUUGAUAAAGAAUCGUUUAUGGGCAAUACCCUUUGUGGGAAGCCACUUGGGAUUUGUCCUUGGGAUGAUGGGGGUGGUGAGAGUGGUGUAAAUGGGAGUUCAAGUUCAAGUGGGGUUGGAGGGGGUGGAGGGAGUGUGAUUGGUGGGGAAAAGAAGAAGGGAAAGCUUUCUGGGGGUGCAAUUGCUGGGAUUGUUGUUGGGUGUGUGGUGGCUCUUUUGUUGGUUGCGUUUACUUUGAUUCUUUUCUGUAGAAGUGGAAACAAGACUAGGAGUGUUGAUAAUGUUAGUAACUUGGUGGCCUUGAAGGAGGAGCCUCAACAGCAUGGGGAGGUGGGAAUUGAGGGUGGUAAUGUGGAAAAUGGUGGUGGGGGUGGGAAUUCGGCGGUGGUGGCGACAGCGGUGGCGGCAGUGAGUGGGAAAGGAGUUGGUGGUGGAAGUGUUGGAGAUAAGAAGUUGGUGUUUUAUGGUAGUAAGGUGAAAGUGUUUGAUUUGGAGGAUUUGCUUAGGGCUUCUGCUGAGGUGUUGGGAAAAGGAACUUUUGGGACUACCUAUAAGGCUGUUUUAGAGGAUGGGCCCGUGGUGGCUGUGAAGAGGUUGAGGGAUGUGACCGUUUCAGAGAAGGAGUUUAAGGAGAAGAUUGAUGCAGUGGGAGUGAUGGAUCAUGAGAAUUUGGUGCCUCUCAGGGCUUACUAUUAUAGCAGGGAUGAGAAGCUUCUUGUCCAUGAUUACAUGCCAAUGGGAAGCCUAUCUGCAAUUUUGCAUGGAAACAAAGGAGCUGGUAGAACACCAUUGAAUUGGGAAAUGAGAUCAGUCAUUGCAAUAGGAGCUGCUCGUGGCAUCGAGUACCUACAUUCACAAGGGCCUAAUGUUUCUCAUGGAAACAUAAAGUCCUCCAACAUCCUCCUAACCAAGUCCUAUGAUGCCAGGGUGUCUGAUUUUGGCCUUGCAUACCUUGUUGGUCCCUCAUCCACACCCAACAGGGUGGCCGGCUACCGUGCCCCCGAAGUAACCGAUCCACGCAGAGUGUCUCAGAAGGCUGAUGUAUACAGCUUUGGGGUGUUGCUCUUGGAACUUCUGACUGGAAAGGCUCCUACACAUGCCCUCUUGAAUGAGGAAGGAGUGGACCUUCCAAGAUGGGUGCAAUCAGUGGUCAGAGAAGAGUGGAGUUCUGAGGUGUUUGAUAUUGAGCUCCUUAGGUAUCAGAAUUCUGAAGAGGAGAUGGUUCAGUUGUUGCAAGUUGCAGUGGAUUGUGUAGUUCCAUACCCUGAUAACCGCCCUUCAAUAUCUCAAGUGAGACAACGCAUAGAAGAGUUACGUAGGUCUAGCAUGAAAGAGGGUACUCAAGACCAAAUCCAACAGCCUGAUUUGAUCGACAUUGUAGAUGAUGUAUCCUCUAGAUGA
Sphenostylis stenocarpa is the source of this 2025-nucleotide messenger RNA. The record is from the annotation of a GenBank genome assembly. Lineage: Eukaryota; Viridiplantae; Streptophyta; Magnoliopsida; Fabales; Fabaceae.